AUGCCAGACCAUCCCCUUCCUCCGGCGGCGUACGCCGAGCGCGCGAAGCCCGCGGACGUAGCGCCUGUGCGCCGCGCCGUGGCGUCGCGCAGCGCAAUUGCUAUGGCGGACCUCACGCCGAACAACGUGGGGCAGCUGCGCAUGCUCAACACAAAACUCUUUCCAAUUCCCUACUCGAACCAGGUCUACGAGCAGGUGCUCGAGGAGGACAUGCGCCCGGUGUGCAAGCUCGGCCUCUUUAACGAUAUCCCGGUGGGCAACGUGUGCUGCCGUGUAGAAGACGGCAGGGACAGCGCGCACUGCAAGGUGUACAUCAUGACACUUGGCGUCCUCGCGCCGUACCGCCGCCUGGGCGUCGCCUCGGCGCUCCUCCAGCAGGUGCUCGACCAUGCCGCGCCGGGCAUGCAGUUUGCGGGGCGCCGCGUCGAGGCCGUCUACCUGCAUGUGCAGGUCGGCAAUGAGAGCGCGCGCGCGUUCUACGAAAAGGCAGGCUUUGCCGUGGUCGGCACGGUAGAAAACUACUACCACAAGCUCGAGCAGUCGAGCGCGUGGGUGCUCGAAAAGAAGGAAUAG
Molecule: messenger RNA, 573 nt
Organism: Malassezia japonica
Lineage: Eukaryota; Fungi; Basidiomycota; Malasseziomycetes; Malasseziales; Malasseziaceae
Gene: NAT5
Product: N-terminal methionine N(alpha)-acetyltransferase NatE
Exons: 1
Coding region: 1-573 (190 amino acids)
Biological process (GO): mitotic sister chromatid cohesion
Cellular component (GO): NatA complex
Molecular function (GO): N-acetyltransferase activity
Source: RefSeq, a predicted model, not a curated record